AUGUCGUCUACAAUGCCUCCGACUGAACCGCCCGUAGCCGCCGACGCAGAGAAAAAACCAGGGGCAGCAGCGCCUAAAAAGAAACGGAAUAUCAAGGCGCUACAGCUGAAUGUCGAGCCGGCAAGCGCACCCGCACCCGCCCCUCCUCCCAUCCAGCUCGCCGCACGUUCCUCCAAGGCCCCGGGCGCCAAACCCGCUGCUGGCAAACGUAAGCCGCCCAAAAUGGACUUGACCAAGUCCAAGGGUGCGGCCCCCGACGAUGCGGCAGGCAAGAAGGCCACUUCCCCUGGUUUACUUAACGUCGAUGCACCAGGCUCGGCUCCUGCUGCUCGUCGCACCAGCUACCACUCCAAGCUCUCCGAGCAAUUGGCAAACCUUGAUGUCGGAGCUGACAAGCUCGACCUCAAGCUCGAGGAUCUUGAAGAAUUCAGGGAACUCGGUGCGGGCAACGGCGGCACCGUCAAGCUCGUCAAGCAUUUACCGACCCAGACCACUAUGGCCAAAAAGGUUGUGUUUAUUGAUGCGAAGCCGGCAGUUCGCAAACAGAUCCUCCGAGAACUCCAAAUCAUGCAUGACUGCCAUUCAGAACACAUCAUCUCCUUUUACGGCGCCUUUGUCUCUGACCCACACAUUCAUAUCUGCAUGGAGUAUAUGGACAAGGGCUCGCUAGAUGGGAUUUACAAGAAGCAUGGUGCUAUUGAUAUCCAAGUCGUCGGAAAGAUUGCUAUUGCCGUUCUCGAGGGGCUCACCUACCUUUACGAUGUUCAUCGUAUCAUUCACCGUGAUAUCAAACCUUCCAAUAUCCUAUUCAAUUCUAAAGGAGAAAUCAAGAUAUGCGAUUUUGGCGUAUCAGGGGAACUUAUCAAUUCGAUUGCUGACACGUUUGUGGGCACUAGCACGUACAUGAGCCCUGAACGAAUUCAAGGCGCUCAAUACACUGUAAAAUCCGAUGUAUGGUCAUUGGGUAUUUCGCUCAUUGAACUUGCGUUGGGCCACUUCCCAUUUGCCGAGUCAUCAUCAGAUGACUCUGACCUGUCCGAUUUGGCCGAACUCGACGAGAACGUAUCAACUUCAAAUCCGGUCGAUUUGUCGACACUACCUUCCGGUCGAAGCAAGAAGCCAAAAAGGCCGACGACGAAAAAAGACAAGCGCAAGUCCAAAGGUGUAUCACUACAAGGUGGAGGAAUGACCAUGUCAAUUCUUGAACUAUUGCAACAUAUCGUGAACGAACCUGCCCCGAGACUUUUACCGGAAAGCAAGUAUCCACCCAUGGCGGUCGAGUUUGUGGACCAAUGCUUGUUGAAAGACCCAGAGGCCCGACCAACUCCCAAGGAUCUUUUGUAUCGCACUCGAUUCUCGCCUCCUGACCUCAACGCUAUGGGUUCCUCUAGCUCGACAAUCGAAUUCUCCCCUCUCGUGCCUCAGAGCCCGCCGUUGGGCAUCAUGCCCGCAUACGCCCAAAACCAUGAACUCACACUCAAGUUGCGAGAAAAGCGCAUGUCCCUCUCGGGUGAUUCUUUCGAGAUUACCGAUCCACAGGGCAGACCGUACUUUAAGAUAGAAGGCAGCGCGCUUUCUUUUAGAGACCGAAAGAGCGCGAAAUUGGAUGUUACAUUCAAGAAUGCGGCAGAUGGUAGAGAGGUCCGGCUUGACCUCCGGGGGUCGCUUUUCGAUCGAAACGCGGAGAUUACGGUGAAUGACCAGCCAGUCGCAAGGAUUUCGAGGCAAUUUAUGAAUUCUGGUCAAUUGAUUUUUGACCAGCAGACUUACUACCUCACCGUCGCACCAGGAGUUGACGCUGCAAUGAUGGUUGCGCUGUGUGUAUGCAUGGAUGAAAAACAGAAUGAGCAGCACUAG
Molecule: messenger RNA, 1857 nt
Organism: Rhizoctonia solani
Lineage: Eukaryota; Fungi; Basidiomycota; Agaricomycetes; Cantharellales; Ceratobasidiaceae
Product: mitogen activated protein kinase kinase
Exons: 10
Coding region: 1-1857 (618 amino acids)
Biological process (GO): protein phosphorylation
Molecular function (GO): protein kinase activity; ATP binding
Source: RefSeq, a predicted model, not a curated record